Molecule: messenger RNA, 558 nt
Organism: Trichomonas vaginalis G3
Lineage: Eukaryota; Parabasalia; Trichomonadida; Trichomonadidae
Product: chromo shadow domain-containing protein
Exons: 1
Coding region: 1-558 (185 amino acids)
Biological process (GO): negative regulation of transcription by RNA polymerase II; chromatin organization
Cellular component (GO): pericentric heterochromatin
Molecular function (GO): chromatin binding
Source: RefSeq, a predicted model, not a curated record
AUGGCUUCUUCGAAAGAACAAGAAGAAUACGAAGUAGAAAAAAUCUUGAAUUAUGGAUAUAUUGAUGGCGUACUAUCAUAUCAUGUGAAAUGGGUCGGCUAUGAUGAUCCUAAAGACAUGACUUGGGAACCAUAUCAUCAUCUUUCUACUUGCAAGUCACUUGUUAAGGAAUACUUUAAAUCUCUUGGAAUAAAGAAGCCUCCUGAGAAAGAACCAAAGCCAACUGAAGCAAAACCACAUAAACCUCCGAUUCAUAGAGAAAAACAUGAAAAAACAGAAGUCAAAGAAAUAAAGCAAACCCAAGAAAAGGUUCCAGUUAAAAGAGAACUAAUUCCUUUGCAAAAUUAUUUAGCACAAAAAUUACCAGAUUUUAAAUGCCCAAAUACAAAGGAUACAACAUGGUUUCCAAAGCAAAAUCCAAAAACUAUUGAUUCACAGUACACAUAUUUCCCAAUUUUCACAAAUAAAAAUUCUCAAUCAUUUGAUCUUCAAGGAAAACAAAUAUCACGAAAUACAGCAAUUUUACUCUUCCCAUCAAUGUUUACCGAUUCAAAUUGA